Molecule: messenger RNA, 1865 nt
Organism: Linum tenue
Lineage: Eukaryota; Viridiplantae; Streptophyta; Magnoliopsida; Malpighiales; Linaceae
Source: the annotation of a GenBank genome assembly
AAAAAAAAAAGAUGGCUAUAACCGGGAAGUCCUCCUCCUCGUCCUUAUCCGGCGUCGUUCUGGCGGCGGCGGCGGCUCUACUGCUGCUUCUUCUCCUGGCAAUUACGACGCUAGCCGACGACGACGAAAACGCGUGCGGGGUCAACAUCCCCGACGUGGCGACCGACUGCAAGGACUACGUGUGGAAAGGGUCGGAGCAGCAGGACCCCUCGCCGCCGUGCUGUAAAGACAUCGAGGGCGCCGACGUCGGCUGCGCGUGCAGGAAGCUCCUCACCGCCGAGGUGCAGUCGCUGCUGGACAUGAACCACGUCGUCUACGUCGGCAGGAAGUGCGGCCUCUCCAUCCCCAAGGGCACCAAGUGCGGCAUUUCGUCGUCAACAAUUGAAGGGGGAUCCGCGUGAUGAAAGAUCAUAUAUCUACACACGACGUCGCGUCGUGGAUUAUCGUUAUUGCUACGUAAUAUAAUAUGUUAUAAACGCGCUGCUACGGAUCGGGAAAUCGCCGGAAUCGACAAAGCAAGAAUACGAGAGCGAGAAUCGAAAGAACACAGACACACGAUUUACGUGGUUCACUAACACGAUGUGUGUUAGCUAGUCCACGGGCGAGAGAGAGCCGUUUCACUAUACUGAGGAGAUUACAGAUUACAGAGGAGUAUGAGAAGUAUUUAUAGUACUUCUCCAUGUGGGUCUAAACCUAAUCCAAUCUAGCAAAGGAAACGGUUACAGACCAGGCCCAGAACCCGAACCCAAAUAACAUUGAGCCCAUACACCGUGGCAGAGUAUAUGUCGUAGCGGCUGAUAAUCCGAUUCAAGUCAUAUCAACAAAUCUCCACAUUGACUUGAAUCCUCUUCCUCUAAAAUCUUUGAUGUACUCUGCUCCUUCUCUCUCUCCCGCCAUCAAUGCCCCGCAGGGCGGAGUCACCCACUCAAGACAUUCAGCAAGUCCAAGCAGUGUUGGAACUUGCCAUGUGGAACCGGCUUCGUGAACAUGUCAGCAGGAUUAUCCGCGGUGCCAACCUUCUUCACCUUAAUCCUCUUCUCUGUCCUCAAGAAAUGAUACCUCACAUCGAUGUGCUUAGUCCUCUCAUGGUGGACUUGAUCCUUGGCCAAGCAUAUUGCACUCAAACUGUCGCAAUACACCACUGCUUGAUCAUGAUGUAGACCAAGAUCACCAACCAGUCCCUUCAACCAUAUUCCCUCCUUAGCAGCUUCUGUCAACGCCAUAUACUCUGCCUCAGUAGUAGACAAUGUCACCGCCGACUGCAAAGUUGCCUUCCAGCUCACUACAGAACUCCCAAGAGUGAAUACAUAACCGGUCAUCGAUCUCCUCGUGUCAACAUCUCCAGCAUAGUCCGAGUCAGAAUACCCAGACACCAAGCACUCUGUAUCACUUCCGAAGCUAAUCCCCACAUCAGGUGUACCCUUAAGGUACCGGAAGAUCCUCUUCACAGCCUGCCAAUGCUCCUUCCCAGGUUGUAUCAUAAACCUGCUAACAACACUAACAGCGUGUGCAAGAUCAGGUCUAGUGCAUACCAUAGCGUACAUCAAGCUACCUACUGCACUAGCAUAUGGGACUCUCGACAUGUACUCCUUCUCAGCCUCUGACUGCGGUGCAUAAGCUGAGGAUAGAUGAACAUUUGAAGCACUAGGAGUAUUUAAGGGCUUUGCUGAGACCCCCGGUUACCAGUCGUAGCGGCUGAUAAUCCGAUUCAAGUCAUAUCAACAAUAAUAUAAGUCGGUGACUAUAUAUAUAUGUGCGUAACUAAUUACGUGCACGUUGAUCACAUGCAUGAAGUAAAAAUUAGAGUGUUGUGUAACGCAAAGUUAUGGUUUUAAUCUAUUGAAUUGAAGAUUUCUUAUCCGUUA